Messenger RNA from Galendromus occidentalis (western predatory mite), 1173 nucleotides. RefSeq names its product protein unc-13 homolog A-like. The transcript is spliced from 11 exons. NCBI's taxonomy places the organism in Eukaryota, Metazoa, Arthropoda, Arachnida, Mesostigmata, Phytoseiidae. The record is from RefSeq and is a predicted model, not a curated record. Bases 1 to 1173 code for a protein of 390 amino acids.
AUGUCUCUUCUCUGUGUGACCGUGCGUUCGGCGUUCCUGAAGGGUGUAGGAGCGCAAACUUCGAGUUAUGUCGUCCUGAAGCUCCAGAAUGUCAAAUCGACCACAGUGGCUGUUCGAGGCAACAAUCCGACGUGGGAACAGGAUUUCAUAUUUGAAACCUCCCAGAUGGACGCGAGUCUCGUGGUCGAGCUCUGGAACAAGGGGAUGCUGUGGGACAAACUGGUGGGCUGCGCGCUCAUUCCUCUUCAGGGCAUUCAGUACAGUGCGGAACCUUCUGAGGGCGUCUGGCUCACGCUCGACGCCGAAUUCAUCAACUCAACCGAUGGACAUCCUCAGGGGACCAAAACGCCUACGGGACAUCAACUUCUCAUCGAAGCCCAUUUCGAACUCCCUUACGAGAUCAGCGCUGAUGCGGGUCCGGAGCUUGCCGACAAGCUGCAGAUGCUCAAUACCAUCAUGGAUGAAGAAGUACAGCAUAACAAACGGGGAAUGUUCGCCUUGAACUCGGGCGUAUCGGAGGACAGCGACUACACUUCAGACGUCGGCUAUCCGGCCGUGGGUUCCACCCCGUCGGGGUCUCAUCCGCCCCCGCUGAACACACAGCACGUCAACGUAAAUCCUUCCGUGUUUGGAGGAGCUGGUGUUGUUCACGCCCACCUGCAGCAGCAGUACAACCGUCAGACCGAUCAGCUCGUGCCGGGCCAGGAUACGAAUCUACUUCAGAGUCAGCCGACCCCAGCGUCAGCUGCGGGAGCAUAUUCGGCUGCGGCCCGGCUACAACAACAGCAACAAUUGGCACGGCAGCAACAACAGCUCCAGCAGCUGCAACAGCAACAGGAACUUCAGCGACAGCAAGAUUUUCAAACCCAGCAGGAGCUUCGUUGCCAACAAGAGAUCCUCAAACAACAACAAUUGGAGUUCCAAAGGCAGCAGGAGUUUGUCCGCCAACAUGAUUACCAGCGGCAGCAGGACCUCGCAAUUCAACAAGAGGAGAUUCGGAAACAACAACAAGUUCUAAAAGACCUCCAAGAAACGCAGCGAAAAGAGAUUCUUCGACAACAAGAGCUGCAGCGUCAACAAGAAAUUCUCCAGCAAAAUCAGCGAUUACUCCAGCAGGUCGGUCCCCACCACGCUGCGGCCUAUCCGUCCAUGCUCCGCAGAUAUUUACAAUAG